Messenger RNA from Anas platyrhynchos (mallard), 2030 nucleotides. RefSeq names its product neuronal differentiation 4 (gene NEUROD4). Gene Ontology annotation, biological process: positive regulation of transcription by RNA polymerase II; axon development; camera-type eye development. Gene Ontology annotation, cellular component: nucleus. The record is from RefSeq and is a predicted model, not a curated record. NCBI's taxonomy places the organism in Eukaryota, Metazoa, Chordata, Aves, Anseriformes, Anatidae. Gene Ontology annotation, molecular function: E-box binding; DNA-binding transcription factor activity, RNA polymerase II-specific; protein dimerization activity.
AUGACGAAGACGUACGCCAAGCCCAAGGAGAUGGCGGAGCUCCUGAGCACCCAAGCCUGGAUGGGCGAAACGCUGAGCUCCAAAGGCGAGCUGAAGGAGGAGGACGGCAGGCAAGCUCCCUUCGGCUUGGUGCCGGGCUUGAACGAAGAGCACGACAGCAUCGAGGAAGAAGAGGAGGAAGAGGACGACGGGGAAAAGCCUAAAAGAAGGGGACCAAAGAAGAAGAAGAUGACCAAGGCGAGGCUGGAGAGAUUCAGAGCCCGGCGGGUGAAGGCCAACGCCCGCGAGCGCACGCGGAUGCACGGCCUGAACGAUGCCCUGGACAACCUGAGGAGGGUGAUGCCCUGCUACUCCAAGACGCAGAAAUUAUCCAAGAUCGAGACCCUGCGGCUUGCCAGGAAUUACAUCUGGGCUCUGUCGGAGGUGCUGGAGACGGGGCAGACCCCCGAAGGCAAGAGCUUCGUGGAGAUGCUCUGCAAGGGCUUGUCGCAGCCCACCAGCAACCUGGUGGCUGGCUGCCUGCAGCUGGGGCCGCAGACCCUGUUCCUGGAGAAGCACGAAGAGAAAUCCCCGGUGUGCGACCCGGCCAUUUCCAGCCACUCCUUCAGCUACCAGUCCCCGGGGCUCCCCAGCCCACCCUACGGGUCGAUGGAAACCCACCUGCUGCACCUGAAGCCCCCGACCUUCAAGAGCCUGGUGGACGCGUCCUUCGGCGCCCACCCCAAUGACUGCACCACUCCCCCCUACGAGGGGCCCCUGACGCCGCCCCUGAGCAUCAGCGGGAACUUCUCCCUGAAGCAAGACGGGUCCCCAGACCUGGAUAAAUCCUACCCCUUCAUGGCCCACUACCCCUCGGUCGGCCUGGCGGGCGCACACGGACACGGAGCGCACUUCCAAAGCGCGGUGCCCCGCUACGAGCUCCCCAUAGACAUGAGCUACGAGUCCUACCCGCACCACGUGGCCGGGCCCCAGCUCAAUGCCAUCUUCAACGAGUAGCCAAGCAGGGGCAGACCCAAACUCUGGGGACAGGGAGGCGUUCGGCCGAGCUGGUUUUGGAAGGACACAGCCGGAGCGAGACCCCUGAGCAUCUCCGCAGGACAGCGCUGCGCAAGGCGCCGCUGGCCCUCCCGUCCUCCCCACAGCCCGUGCCACCUCGCCGAGUUUCAGAGCUGCUCCCAGAACCCUUCCUGAGAUCUGAGCCCGGAUUGCAGACCCGUGAAAUGCCCUCAAUGCCUUCUCCAGGCGUGGUGGGAAAGGGGUUUCAGGCACCUCCAGCUGGGGACGGGGCUCUUGUCCACACAGCUCUCCUGCUGCGGGCUCUGGAGCCAAAUCCUGCUCGUGGUUCAGAGCCUGGGUGCUGAGCUCCACCACCGGCCACAGCCGGGCUGCUGCUCCCCUCUCCCUCUCCCCAAGAGAUGCUCCCGGAGGUGGCUUCGCCCUGCACGUUUCCAGCACCAGGGACAAACAUUUGCUGAGCCCCCAGAGCUCAGCUCGCCCCCUCCUCGGGGUGGGAGCCCCAAGCCCCUCCGGCCCCUCAGGUUGCCCAGUUCCCCUCCCAGGGCAGCUCCAGAGGUGGGAAUGAUGUGGGCCACCCCCAGAAGACCCCUGGGGCUGCUUCCUACCCGAGGGAGACCCGUGCCACCGUAUCUGCCCUAUUAAGAUCUCCGUGAUGGUCCCUCCUUGGCUCAUCCCCGCUGCCCUGCUCCUCAGCCUCAGCCCUCGGACCCAAAACCAGCAGGCGACGGUCACGGAUCGUGGCACCUCGCUGCAGGAUGCUUGGCCCUUCAGAGCACAAAUAUCCCGGACUCGAGAGCUGAAACAGGAGCCACCGGGGCCGCGUCUUCUUCGGGUUUGUAGAGUACCUGCCACGAUCCGCGUUCCCAAGACAUCCUGCCAAAAGAAGCGUGUCUUAAUUCCCUGUUUUAUUUAUUAUUUACUUGGGGUGGGGUGCGUGGGGGGGUGCGUGUCUAAUUUAUUUCCCUCUGUUUUUUUAAUGUGCUGAAGAACCUCCUCAUUUUCCGGUUGACUUC